Messenger RNA from Trichobilharzia regenti, 387 nucleotides. Lineage: Eukaryota; Metazoa; Platyhelminthes; Trematoda; Strigeidida; Schistosomatidae. The record is from the annotation of a GenBank genome assembly.
AUUGCCCUCUAACGAAUAUGCUACUGAAUCCUUAAUUAAGAAAUUACUCGAUACAAAUAUGGAAAUCGUAAACCUGUGCACGAAAAUUUUGAACAUUAUUACUACUGAUAGAAAAUUUCGACAGCAAACCUACCCUCCAGCAAACGGGGACCUAACACUGCAGUUUCCGAUCGAGAAUGAAGACCAGUUAGAGAUGCUGGAAGCAUCUUUAAGAGACGACAAGUACAAACAGCAAUAUGUGAGUUGACGUAUUCAAUUCUUAUUUCUUGUAGACUGCUAAGAUGGCUAGCUGCCUUCAGAGUGAUCCAAAGUUGUCGCUUAAGGUCAUGAUGCACCAAGUUAUAAAACCUGAAUUGGGUUUGAAGUUUACAUUCCAGGGGACUUUGU